Molecule: messenger RNA, 483 nt
Organism: Rhodofomes roseus
Lineage: Eukaryota; Fungi; Basidiomycota; Agaricomycetes; Polyporales; Fomitopsidaceae
Exons: 1
Source: RefSeq, a predicted model, not a curated record
AGGCGGGAUUUCGAUGGAUGUUUUAUGCAUUUCAACCACUUUGUCAAGGUACAUCAGCAGUCCCUCUUGCACCAGAAGUAUCUGUUGGGCUAUCUAGGACGUGGGGCAGCCGUGCUGUGUGCAAACAGCCAGCCAGGAGUGGAUGCUGUCCUGACGGGCAUCCGCAGCUUGACCGCACAUACAUCAAAUCUCAUCCCUAUCCUAGUGCAAUCGAAGAACGACAUGCAUUACACUGCACGCCCGGACGAAAGACUUUUCGAAGCCAUGAAUCCCUACGACCUAGGAAUAUGGGGUCCCAACGACGCCAACACAAAUAAGCGAGUUAUACGAGUCGUCUUUGCACUCGCUGUGCAACGGGAAAAUGCCCAGGUGACGAUGAAGAGGAGGGAGAUAACAAAAGUCGGCGAGACAUUUGUGUCCUAUGACAUCUGGAUUGCAGGUCUCGCAUCGCGAACCAUUACUCCUAUCUCACUACAGGAGGAG